Messenger RNA from Castor canadensis (American beaver), 910 nucleotides. The record is from RefSeq and is a predicted model, not a curated record. NCBI's taxonomy places the organism in Eukaryota, Metazoa, Chordata, Mammalia, Rodentia, Castoridae.
CUUGUUACUUAUAUAGUCGUGGGAGUUGGGGAACCACCACUCUGAUCUCACCCUCACUAAUAGCGGAGUUCAUGUAUAUUCCAUGUUUGCUGCAUGGUGCCUUCCGUAAGUGUCACAGCUCUUUUAGAAUUUGUCCAGCAGGUUUUCUGGCUUGUGCCGGAAAACCCACCCCAGUUCAAGUUGUACUGAACAAUAGAGGUCCAUUUUCACUUGCAGCGUGAUUUAACACUUUGUUUUUUUAAGAUGUGGAGGUUGCGGUUACGUUGGGAAACUUCCGGCUAGUGCUGAUGCUGCUUCCCCUUCGCGUCCCCAGGCAGUGGGAAUUGCUGUAGGAGGUGGCGUGUUCCUUUAGAUCUUUUUGUAUUUCCGCUACACGUGCAUCCUCUGUCGUUCUAUGGCGUCCGCCUCAGUCCAACCCGCGGCCCUGAGCGCGGAGCAGGCCAAGGGUGGAGCUCCGGACGCCUACCGAGGGGAUGCCUUUCUGGGAUGUCUGGCUGGCAGUGGUCUUGGCGGAGGUAAUUCAGGCUUUCUCAGCCCCGGAGAACGCCGUGCGCAUGGACGAAGCUAGAGACAAUGCGUGCAACGACAUGGGCAAGAUGUUGCAAUUCGUGCUGCCCGUGGCCACGCAGAUCCAGCAGGAAGUUAUCAAAGCCUAUGGCUUCAGCUGCGACGGGGAAGGUGUCCUUAAGUUUGCCCGUUUGGUCAAGUCCUAUGAAGCUCAGGAUCCUGAGAUUGCCAGCCUGUCAGGCAAGCUGAAGGCUCUCUUCCUGCCACCCAUGACCCUGCCACCUCAUGGGCCUGCUUCUGGUGGCAGCGUGGCCGCCUCUUGAAAUUGUCCUUCUCCUAUGUUACUGCCGGGAAAUGGAAGACCUUGGUGCACUACAGGACAAUAAAUGUGCCUGUGACUUAG